AUGCAGGGUUCCAAUCGGCGUGGUGAUGUCAAUCCCGGAAAGGAGAAGGGCGUUGUCACAACGUCGGACAAUGAUCUGACCCACACUUUCACUGGUGUCGUCGCGCCAGGCGUGCCAGUCGCUCAGGAAACCAACCGCAGUGACGACCCGCAGAGGUUGAAGCAGAAGGGGGCAACCGCCAGAGACUGCGACGAAAAGACGGAUGGAUGCGUUGACGACACUUUCGACGGCUACAAUGGAACCACCACAAGUCAUGCGCUCGACUGGGUCCAACUUGCUGGUGAAUCCUUGCUAACCGUAGUGUAA
Gaeumannomyces tritici R3-111a-1 is the source of this 306-nucleotide messenger RNA. RefSeq lists its product as hypothetical. The record is from RefSeq and is a predicted model, not a curated record. Lineage: Eukaryota; Fungi; Ascomycota; Sordariomycetes; Magnaporthales; Magnaporthaceae. The coding region runs from base 1 to 306 and encodes 101 amino acids. The transcript has 3 exons.